Molecule: messenger RNA, 2573 nt
Organism: Echinops telfairi (small Madagascar hedgehog)
Lineage: Eukaryota; Metazoa; Chordata; Mammalia; Afrosoricida; Tenrecidae
Gene: MASP2
Product: MBL associated serine protease 2
Exons: 10
Coding region: 19-1353 (444 amino acids)
Biological process (GO): complement activation, lectin pathway
Molecular function (GO): calcium ion binding; serine-type endopeptidase activity
Source: RefSeq, a predicted model, not a curated record
CUGGCUAACGGGACCAGCAUGCCAGCCAUGAGGUGGGUGGGAGGUCCCCCCAGCUUCCUGGCCAGCGUGAGGGGUGAUUGCAAGGCUGGGUCCUUACUCCCCUGCCCUGCCAUCAGCUUGCUGGCCUUCCUGGCCCUGCUGUGUGGCAUGGCAGCCGCAAUCCCGGCUCCCCGCUGGCCUGAGCCUAUGUUUGGGCGCCUGGCGUCUCCUGGCUUCCCAGGGAAGUACCCCAACCAGCAAGAGCAGAACUGGACCCUGGCGGUGCCCCCCGGCUACCGCCUGCGCCUCUAUUUCACCCACUUCGACCUGGAGCUCUCCUACCUCUGCGAGUACGACUUUGUCAAGCUGAGCGCGGGGACCAAGGUGAUGGCCACGCUGUGCGGUCACGAAGGCACUGACACGGAGCAGGUGCCGGGAAACACUGUCUUCCACUCGCCCCCGGGCGCCAACCUGGAGGUCACCUUCCGCUCCGACUAUUCCAACGAGAAGCCUUUCACCGGCUUUGAGGCCUUCUAUGCAGCCGAGGACAUUGACGAGUGCCAGGUGGGCCCGGAAGAGCCGCCUGCCUGUGACCACCAUUGCCACAACUACCUUGGUGGCUUCUACUGCUCCUGCCGCCCUGGCUAUGUGCUGCACAAGAACAAGCACACCUGCUCAGCGCUGUGCUCCGGUCAGGUCUUCACCGAGCGCUCCGGGGAGCUCAGCAGCCCGGAGUACCCCCGGCCGUACCCCGGACUCUCCAGCUGCACGUUCAGCAUCCUGUUGGAGGAGGGGUUCAGCAUCCUCCUGGACUUUGUGGAGUCCUUCGACGUGGAGACACACCCCGAAACCCCGUGCCCCUACGACUCCCUCAAGAUUCAAACUGGGAGAGAACUAUACGGCCCCUUCUGUGGGACAAAGCUGCCCCCCAGGAUUGAAACGAAGAGCAAUGUGGUGAACAUCACCUUCGUCACUGACCAGUCAGGGGACCACACAGGCUGGAAGAUACACUACACAAGCACAGCCCAGCCGUGCCCUGAUCCGAGGGCACCACCCCGUGGCCGCGUUUCGCCCGUGCAGGACCGGUACAUCCUGAAAGACCGCAUCUCCGUCUCCUGCGAGCCGGGCUACGAGCUGCUGCAGGGUUACUUGCCCCUGAAGGCAUUUACUGCCGUCUGUCAGAGAGAUGGAGCUUGGGACCGACCGAUGCCAGAAUGCAGCCUUGUGGAUUGUGGCCCUCCUGAAGACCUACCCAAUGGCCGAGUUGAAUAUAUCACGGGUCCAGAGGUGACCACUUACAAAUCUCUGAUUCAGUACAGCUGUACCGAAAACUUCUACACAAUGAGAACCAGUAAUGACGGUAAAUAUGUGUGAGAGACUGAUGGAUUCUGGACCAGUGCCAAAGGCGAAAAAUCACUCCCAGUCUGUGAGCCAGUGUGUGGCCUAUCAAGCCGUACUACAGGAAGUCGUAUAUAUGGAGGGCAAAACGCAAAGCUUGGCGAUUUUCCUUGGCAAGUCCUGCUGCUGGGAGAAACCAGCGCAGCAGGUGCACUCUUAUAUGAUGAGUGGAUCCUAACAGCUGCUCACGCCGUCUACGGGCAGAAAGACGAUGCACCCUCUUUGGACAUCAGAAUGGGUGCUCUGAAGAGACUAUCACCACAUUACACACAAGCCUGGGCGGAAGCCAUUUAUGUACAUGAAGACUACAGCCAUGAUGCCGGUUUCAACAAUGACAUAGCACUGAUUAAGCUGAAGCACAAAGUUGUAAUCAACAGCACCAUCAUGCCUGUCUGUCUGCCAAGUAGCAAUGCAGAAUCCUUCAUGAGGACAAAUGACAUUGGAACAGCAGCUGGAUGGGGAUUAACCCAGAGGGGUUUUCUUGCCAGAAGCUUAAAGUAUGUUGACAUACCAAUUGUUGACCACCAAAAAUGUACUGCUGCCUAUGCAAAGGACUCCUCGGCAGGGGCUAGGGUCACUGCGAACAUGCUCUGUGCCGGUUUAGAGGGUGGGGGCAAGGACAGCUGCAGAGGGGACAGUGGCGGGGCUUUUGUGUUUCUAGAUAACGAGACACAGCGGUGGUUUGUGGGAGGAAUAGUGUCUUGGGGCUCCAUUAAUUGUGGGGAAGCAGGGCAGUACGGCGUCUACACCAAAGUCAUUAACUACAUCCCCUGGAUCAAUAACGUAAUUAAUACAUUUUAAUUACAUAUUAAAAAACCCACGAAAGAGGUUAGCAGCAGUAUGGACACAGAAUCUUGGGCACAGCAGCCGUCACUUGUCCAACCACAGACAAGCAAACUGUACGUCAGACGGCCAUGACAGGCACAGCCUGGCCUGCCAGCCCAAGCCCGUCCCCUGUUAGACCCAAGGGGCGUAAACCAGCACGGCAAUAUUCUUACCAGCGCAGUGUAAGCUCACUGCCCAAUUUGCAUGCACUUACAAUUUUCAGCAUCUUUUCAUACUGCCCGUGUGCAUUUCGAUAAACAGCCUGUUAACCUACUGCUUUGAGCUUGCUCUAAGAGUGCUUUGUAUGGGACAGCAAGCUGGGUACAGGAAUAACCUGCAUUCACUUGGUUAUAAAUAAAUCAGAAACAGGA